This is a messenger RNA of Sinocyclocheilus anshuiensis, 4030 nucleotides long. Its product is annotated as glycogen phosphorylase, muscle form-like. The record is from RefSeq and is a predicted model, not a curated record. The coding region runs from base 139 to 2667 and encodes 842 amino acids. The transcript is spliced from 20 exons. Gene Ontology annotation, biological process: glycogen catabolic process. Gene Ontology annotation, molecular function: glycogen phosphorylase activity; pyridoxal phosphate binding. Gene Ontology annotation, cellular component: cytoplasm. Lineage: Eukaryota; Metazoa; Chordata; Actinopteri; Cypriniformes; Cyprinidae.
GGGAGCGCGCUUGACCCUGAAGCAUCUGCUGGAGAUCACGGUGACGCGCGUCGCAACACACGUCACGCAGGACGGGAGGCAUCACGUAGACUAAUAUCCCUGGUGCACGAAACCUACUAUUAUAUAACAAUCUACAAGAUGUCCAAGCCACUAACGGACCAAGAGAAGAGGAAGCAAAUUUCCGUGCGAGGUCUCGCCGGGGUUGAAAACGUCGCAGACCUCAAGACCAAUUUUAAUCGCCAUCUGCACUUCACUUUGGUUAAGGACCGAAAUGUUGCAACGAAGCGCGACUACUACUUCGCCCUGGCGCACACCGUCCGCGACCAUUUGGUGGGAAGAUGGAUUCGGACGCAGCAGCAUUACUACGAGAAAGACCCGAAACGUGUGUACUAUCUCUCUCUGGAAUUCUACAUGGGGCGGACCCUUCAAAACACCAUGGUAAACUUAGCUUUGGAGAAUGCCUGUGACGAGGCCAUCUAUCAGCUGGGUCUGGAUAUGGAGGAGCUGCAGGACAUGGAGGAGGAUGCUGGCCUAGGCAACGGAGGCCUUGGUCGACUGGCAGCUUGUUUCCUGGACUCCAUGGCAACCCUGGGCCUGGCAGCAUAUGGAUAUGGAAUCCGAUAUGAGUUUGGAAUCUUUAAUCAGAAAGUUGUGAAUGGCUGGCAGGUGGAGGAAGCGGAUGAUUGGCUGCGUUAUGGCAAUCCUUGGGAAAAAGCCCGGCCUGAAUACAUGCGUCCUGUGCAUUUCUAUGGUCGAGUGGAGCACAACCCUGAUGGAGUGAAAUGGGUGGACACACAGGUCAUCCUUGCCCUUCCCUAUGACACACCUGUCCCAGGAUACAGAAACAACAUUGUUAACACAAUGAGGCUCUGGUCUGCCAAAGCUCCUUGUGAAUUCCACCUCAAAGACUUUAAUGUUGGUGGUUACAUCCAGGCCGUUCUGGACAAGAAUCUAGCUGAGAACAUCUCCCGUGUGCUUUACCCUAAUGACAAUUUCUUUGAGGGGAAAGAGUUGCGUCUGAAGCAGGAGUAUUUUGUGGUGGCUGCGACUCUCCAGGACAUCAUCCGCAGGUUCAAAGCCUCCAAGUUUGGCUCGACUGAGGUCGUGCGCAUGGAUCUGACCACACUGCCAGAUAAGGUUGCUAUACAGCUGAAUGACACUCAUCCUGCACUGGCCAUCCCUGAACUGAUGAGAAUACUGAUGGAUGAUGAGAAACUGUCCUGGGACACGGCUUGGGACAUCACUGUGCGUACUUGCGCAUAUACUAAUCACACUGUGUUACCAGAAGCUCUGGAACGCUGGCCUGUCGACCUAUUCCAAAACCUUCUGCCCCGUCACCUAGAGAUCACCUACGAGAUUAACCGACGUCACCUGGAGCGGAUCUCUGCGCUCUACCCUGGCGAUCAUGAUCGUUUGAGACGCAUGUCUGUUAUUGAGGAGUGCGGUCAGAAGAAGAUCAACAUGGCUCAUCUCUGCAUCGUUGGCUCUCACUCAGUCAAUGGCGUGGCACAAAUCCACUCGGACAUUAUUAAAGACACUGUUUUUAAGGACUUCUAUGAUGUGGACCCACAGAAGUUUCAGAACAAGACCAAUGGUAUCACACCUCGUCGCUGGCUUGUCAUGUGUAACCCUGGACUGGCUGAGGUUAUCGCUGAGAGAAUUGGAGAGGACUAUAUCCGCGACCUGAGCCAGCUGAAGAGCCUCUUGAAGUUUGUGGAUGAUGAUGCUGUCAUUCAAGACAUUGCCAAAGUCAAACAGGAAAAUAAGAUGAAAUUUGCAGUGCUUCUAGAAGAACAAUGCAAGGUAAAAAUCAACCCAAACUCCAUGUUUGAUGUCCAUGUGAAGAGGAUCCAUGAAUACAAAAGACAGCUGUUGAACUGUCUGCACAUCAUCACCCUCUACAACCGCAUCAAGAAGGAGCCCAACAAGGCCUGGACUCCUAGGACCAUUAUGAUUGGAGGAAAGGCUGCUCCUGGGUAUCACACAGCUAAGAUGAUCAUCAAGCUGAUCACGGCAAUUGGAGAAGUGGUAAAUAAUGAUAGUGUGGUGGGAGUUCGUCUGAAAGUCAUCUUCCUUGAGAACUACAGGGUUACACUGGCUGAGAAAGUCAUCCCUGCAGCUGACCUGUCCGAGCAGAUCUCCACAGCAGGAACAGAAGCUUCUGGAACAGGUAACAUGAAGUUCAUGCUGAAUGGAGCUCUGACCAUCGGCACCAUGGAUGGGGCUAACGUGGAGAUGGCUGAAGAGGCGGGAGAAGAGAACCUCUUCAUCUUCGGCAUGAGAGUGAAGGAUGUGGAAGCUUUGGAUAAGAAAGGAUAUGAUGCCAUGGAGUAUUAUAACCGCAUUCCAGAACUGAAGCAAGUCAUUGAUCAGAUCUCUGGAGGAUUCUUCAGCCCUGGAGAGCCUGAUCAGUUUAAAGACAUUGUUAAGAUGCUGAUGCGCCAUGACAGAUUCAAGGUGUUUGCUGACUAUGAAGACUACAUUAAAUGUCAGGAGAAAGUCAGCGCCCUGUAUAAGAAUACUAAAGAAUGGACCAAGAUGGUCAUCCACAAUAUUGCUGGCUGUGGCAAAUUCUCCAGCGACCGCACCAUCGCCCAGUACGCUCGUGAGAUCUGGGGCAUGGAGCCUACUCUGGAGAAGAUCGCAGCCCCAGACGAUCCCCGCUAAGUUGUUCCACAACAACAAAAUCUUCCUUUUGUUAUAGCCAUUCUCACAUUCAAUUUAUUUACCAUUGUGAAGAUGUAUAAAGGUGAUUUUAACAGUGACAUGUCCUAGGAGAUGUUACUCCAUCUUGCCGUCAGACAGCCAGAAUACCUCACAACUUCUCUGCUUCCCUGUUCCAGCGACAAGCUGUCAGCACAUCUAGCUUUGUGGCAUGUUUAUAUACAGUAUAUGUCGGUGUAAGAAUGUUUUUUUUUUCUGUGAAAUAUUAUGAAAAAAUAUGAUGCAUUUGUCUAUCCAUGCCAGCAGAACAGCACAGCUUCUUCCUGUACAACCGAAUAUACACUGUGAGGGCAAAGUAUAGCAAAAAUUAUUUUGCCACACAGCAUGAUGAUGACUGUUAUGGAAACAGUUUGAGAAACCACCAUUUUUUUUUUCUUUUGUGUGUGUGUGUGUGUGUGUGUGUGUGUGUGUGUGUGUGUGUGUGUUGUGUUCAAAUUUUAGACUCAUGAUGAAAGAUCACUUAUACUCUAUUUUAGUUUCCGACAGGCAGUUAUUACGUGAACAGUCCAAGCUUUAAUGAGUUCAAAUAUGGUACAAUAACAGUCGUAACCAAUAUAAAAUACCUGUUGGGAUGUCCGUCAUGUAUUCUGACUGCUCGAAACUACCUGCCUUAACCAUACGAGUGUUGUUUGUGUAUGUUUAGGUCUAUAUCUCUGUGCCUGUGUUUCAUUGGCCUGUUGAUGCUCAUAACUUGUUCUUCCACCCGCAGAGCUCCUCACUUUAGCACUUUAGGCAUGAUCUGUCACUUUUGUCCUCAUGAAGCGUUGUACUGUAGUUCUUUCCUGUUGCAACUCUGGGUUUCACACCACACAAAAUAAGACCUGCAGGAAUGAUGGGGUCGUGCAGAAAACUUUGCUUGAAUCCAGUGAGGUAGCAAAACUAAUAUAGCACUGAAGUGUGAUUCUCCAUACUGGCUAGGCUGUGCUCAAGAUUCAGAAAUGUAUUUACUCAGAUAUAUUAUGAUAGACUUGUAUAUUUAGAAUAGGAAACAAAUGUAUGGUGCAGUGCUUUUUGAAUUGCAGGAAGUGGCUAUUUAGCAGACAAUACUUCAAAUCCGCAAUUAAACUAGGUAUAAAUUCCUGGUUUAGUGAUAAUGGAUGGUGGUUUAAGUUAUGUCUACCCUACAUGGACAUAACCUAACCUGCAACUUAUUUUGUUCGCAGCUCCAGCUGCCACCAUCUCCUUCAUUCCCCUUCUUUGUUCUCUCUCAAUGUUAUGCCUGUAUUGUGGGUGACAACACACACCAAACAGUCCUGCUGAUGCCCUUGAAGAGUGACAAAAUGAAAUAAAGUGAUUAAGUGAUUAA